UCGCCCCCGCUCCGAGCUGUACCUGAGCCUGCAUGUGACAUCAUACCUGAACGUUACGACCAUCAACAAUAAAAUCACCGCUCGCUGCGCGACACACAAACGACACGAGUUUCCUAACAUAACCAUACCGGCCAGUCUACAAUGCCAUUGACCAUACUCUCCGACGCGGACGUGCGCACUCUCUUAUUGCAAUUGACCAAACAGGACAUUCUCGACUUGCAGCAGAACCUCGCUGAUGCGCUGCACCAUUACUCUACCAGCACUGAAGAAGACGACAAUAAUGGAUGUUGUGAGAGUUUCCAGUCCGCAGGGACGAGCUUGAAGACUAAAGAUGGAGGGUUGAUGACGGUUGCGCCGGCAAGCAGCAAUGACAGUCUUGGAGUCAAAAUAACAACACGUCCAGAGUUCAACUCUUCGGACACGGCCUCUGUUACUUCAUCGAUGAGCUCACUCGCUUUAUCCCAGCAGUCCACACCAACGAGUAAAAGCUCAGCAACCACAGCCUCUCUCUCAUCAACCCAAACAUCCGCAUCAAACACCAGUCUCACCCUCUUCGACCGCUCCGGAAACCCUCGCGCCAUGCUAAACUCCUCCGAAAUGACAGCCUUCCGCACCGCCCUCGCAAGCACAAUGCUCUUUAAGAAGCGAGCAAACGUCCACGACGUAACAGUCUUCGGCGCAGGGAAACAAGCUUACUGGCACAUUCGUCUCGCUCUCCUGCUACGCGGCCCUGAUAUCCACCAUCUCAAUAUUAUCAACAGAGAUUUCGAACGUGUACACCAGUUAUUGGAGAAACUUUACGACCCCCACUCUGCACCUUCGACUUUCAACCCCGAUCCAAACCACGUUCCUACCUACCGACGCGCAUCAGGCCCAGAGGAAGGCGAAGCAGGAAAAGAAACCCAACAUCAAUACCUCCACCGCCCCAAAAUCCAAAUCCUCACCCCGGGACACGGCGAAUACCCGCGCCUCCUGCACGCCACCCUCCGCUCCUCAGCCGUCCUCUUCCUAUGCACCGCCUCGCCUACCCCCCUCUUCCCCGCACCCAUCCUAACCAACCCCGAAGGCCGAAAAAAAGGCCGCUACAUAGCCGCCAUCGGCUCCCUCUCGCCCCGUGCUACAGAACUACACCCUGAUAUCCUACGCCAAAACGUUGCGCCAGAGCACGGGCACCGCCAUUUCCACAAGCACGCAAAGCAGAGUGGGGCGGUAGUGGUGGAUAGUGUAGAGAAGGCUUUGAAAGAGGGUGGGGAGGUGGUGCAGGCGGGGUUGGGUCCGGAUCAGGUUGUUGAGAUAGGCGAGUUGGUUAUGUUGAAGAGGGAUGCGGAGAGGAGGAGACGGGAGUGUUUGGCUGGGAAGGGGAUGAUGGAGGCGGAGGGGCUGGAUACUGGGGGUGUAGAGUUGGGUGAGUGCGAGAUGAAUCGGAGUGAAAAGAAGGAGAAGGCGAGGAGGGGUAGUAGUGGGAAGAAGGAGAAACAUCAUGAGGGGGAGGAUAAGGCGCAUAAGAGUUUGAUUGAGUGGCUGAUCAAGGGGAAUGUUAUAUAUAAGAGUGUGGGGUUGGGGCUUACGGAUGUCGUUGUGGGUGGGGAUCUUGUGAGAAUAGCUGAUGAGCGUGGUAUCGGGACAAGGGUCGAUGACUUUUAGGGUGGGUUGUCGCACUCAUCGCCGGACUUGCAAACAGGCUCACAGCAGUUCGACUCAUGCGAGUGCAGUUGAUAUAGUAGUCGGAGUUCAGCAUGUAUGAUCGAAAUAGACAUCACAAGCAACAAAUCAUGCGAAUGGCGUGCGUUAUCGUGAUUGAUUCCAGUCAAUGCAGUCGUUUG
Messenger RNA from Alternaria rosae, 1823 nucleotides. RefSeq lists its product as uncharacterized. Lineage: Eukaryota; Fungi; Ascomycota; Dothideomycetes; Pleosporales; Pleosporaceae. The record is from RefSeq and is a predicted model, not a curated record. The transcript is spliced from 2 exons. The coding region runs from base 142 to 1644 and encodes 500 amino acids. Gene Ontology annotation, cellular component: cytoplasm.